Molecule: messenger RNA, 2220 nt
Organism: Marchantia polymorpha subsp. ruderalis
Lineage: Eukaryota; Viridiplantae; Streptophyta; Marchantiopsida; Marchantiales; Marchantiaceae
Source: the annotation of a GenBank genome assembly
UUGGCACAAGCAUGUGCCGUCCUGAUACAAGCGUAGUUGAGAAAUGCUCCGCGGCCGCACACCACCAAAGUUGUGGAUCCGGGCGCACGUGCAGAUCGUCCAUCUGUAUGUCUCCUUGCUUCUCCAUUAUUGGAACAUUUCAUGGAUGAUACGGUCUCGGGCAUGACGUGCAUGAACUGUUCGAGUGCCAUUUUAAAUUGAACCUGCUGUUUAUGAACGACGAGGAGGAAUUUUGACCAGAUACCCAAAGCAAAAUGGCAAUUUUCCCAAGACUGUUCAAAGGUUCAAUGCGCAUGCUCAUGCCAAUGCGAAGCUCGACGAAGUGUCUGAGAGUUCCAGUGCAAGAAGGGAGCGACAGCCGAGCUAUACCCUAAAAGAAUCUGACAUCUCUCUACAGGGGCUCAGAGUUUCCUCCCGAUAAUUGUUGAAAUCUCGUGCCGUGUUUUCAAUCACCGGGUCAAACACCGGGAGCGAAGUUUACUUGACGUGACCUCUACCCCUGCACCGAAGACCUCCGGAAAGGGUUUGAUGCAACUCUUGCGUUGAUGACAGUAGGACGACAACUACAGCGGAUUCUGAAAAAGGCCCCAUGACAACAGAUUUGUCCAAUCAAACAGUCCAGAGACCGCCCAAGCAAGCGGAGCCAUGGGGACGAGGCGAAGCUUCAAGGCAAUGAACGCGAGUGGUGCAUCAAUGUGACUAGUUGCAGAAUAUUACCAUCGACUGUUCCGGAGUCCAAAACGCUGACGGUUUGGGCAUCUUCCUUCACACACUACACUUUAACUGUUGAAACCAUUUUGGAUUUCUUGUGGGAUGCAGAAAUUCGGUGCGGAUCUUGAAGGAGGAUCAUACGCUCCUACUCACUAUGCACAAGCUCCACCGCCCCAUACGUCCUUCUAAAUUUGGUCCAAUUACAGUUGGUCCCAAAAGAAGGCUUCAAAAAGGCCUAAAGUCCUCUCGAUCUGCUGGUAGAUGGAGAGAAACUAGACUAACUUUCCAAAUUAGGCGAGUUGUUCAGGGCAAUGGAGCACAAGCAAGAGAUGAGAUCAAUCUUGGGAAGAAAGCUGGUGAGAAACGCAACCCCGCAAAUCAACCGUCUACCGGGAAGAGAAUGGGUCUCAUUUCACAAUUCUUUGACAUGGGCGAUUGUCUGGCAAUCUGCCUACAACUUGUCAAGGACUCUAUAGUCUCCACCAGCUGAGUUGGGUCAUUUUGUCCCACGAGCAUUAUUCCCUCCUGGAUUAGUUUUUUUUGGAUAUCAUAGUACACAGGGAAUCACCUUCGUACUCGACACAGUGUGGAUAUUCGAAGGAAAUAGUCAUGAUCAGUAGUCUCCGUUUGUUUACCCUGACCUAACACAUUCGACAAUCACUUGCUUGUGACGAACAGACCACAUGCACGAAUGACAUGUCGAGAACACACUCCAUUCGUCAAGGUAAGUGGUCUACCUAUAUCAGAAAGGAUGGAUGUUGGAAAAUGAUAGCACGGGGGCAAAAAUGAAAUGGAGUGACAACGAGGGGUAUCGGGAUUGAGAGGGAGUCAAACUAAAGGUUACCUUGAGUCUUAAAGUAAGAAGCUCUCGUGCGAGAGAGGAGAGCUGUAAUCGUCAAAUCAUGUGAUGUGGAUGAUGUGGGUCCGUUAGGUAGUUACAUAACACGGAGAAAUUGGGGUGAUCGUUGCUGAUGGCCAUAUGAUCUGCUUACCACAUCCGUGUUGGCAGUUUUUUCCUUCUUCUGUUUCACCAUGGCGUAGAACGUGGGGUCCAUUCAUGUAGACAAGGCUCCAGUCGAGGGACCCAUGAAAAGACAGACGCGAGUUUCCUUGUGGUUCUCUUGUGUUGGCAACGACGAGAAGAGUAGAGAAAAACAACAUGGUCUUGUAGAGUGGGGCCCAAGAUGAGUAGCACUACAUUGGUCAUCACGAAUAGUGACAUCCACACAAACCAGAUGGCGAGAAUUCAUGAUCUGGUCCACCAAUAAUUCUCUCUUCUGGAACUUGUGGUGGUGAUGGAAGUCAAGACUAAAGGCACUCCCAAAGCCAAGGGUUAUUUUGUUUGAUGGGAUCCAAACAAACCAGCUAUCCUACAUACUUUCAAUUUGCAACCCCAAAGCGUGAAGCAUGGCAGCUUUCUUUGUUCAUUUCUUAAAACUUCAUGGUUCAAGAAGUGGCAUGCCAGGACGAGUGGGCCCUUACACUUUCUAUCAGUCGAUGAAUUCUUGC